GUGCGCUCGGUAUCCAAGAGUUACGCGCACCUAGUAUAUCCACGGACUUUGGAACGCACAGGCCCACAAAACCAGUGAAUGGAAAAGGAGAACUUUGCAAUUCCAGGCCGGUUUCCAGAUUGGAAAGUCGACCGAAAUUCCAAAGAUCUGUGUGCCAUUUCAACUUCGACAAAGAUAGUAUAGCUACGCUUAGACAAGGAAAUUCAAAGAGCUUUUGGUAAUCCCACUUGAAAAGUCAGACCUACUAUAUAGUUCAAGAAACAAAUUGAACGUCAUCCCAGCAACCAUGGACUAACCAUGACUGUCGUCGGAACAGACGACUCUUAUGCUUCAAGAGGGCCCGUUUUCCCCAAGAUCCUAUAUGAACACACUCGCCGACCUCAACGCCGGCCUCCGCUUCAACCGUGGUAGUACAGGACAGAACUUGGCUCACAUCAUGCGCAAGGAGUUGGUUGGGUGGUCCAUCUUCUCUGCACCAUUUGGAACAUAUCAUCGACAAAGCUGAGGGCGGACAAAGAGAGCACCACCAACCUCAAACCUCGUGGAGGACGAUGGUUGGGCGGGAGAGGACGAAGACGAGGAAGACGAAGACAAGCACACGAGGAGGAAGGAAUAUCCGCUUAGUUCUUUUUGUUCAAGCUUUAGUAGUGAAGAGUGAGUAGGCCUGGUCGAGCGAGUGGAGAGACGAAGACAGACCCAGGGCCAACAAUAACAACACCGCACACAACCAACCAUUCAACAAGGAAAGUGCUUGGGAGGUCAACAAUUUGAAUGAGGACAUUCUCCACCGCCAACGAGGCUAAUUGACCAGUGGUGCCAAGAGUGGUUUAUGCUCAUGUCGCCAAUGUUGAACAUGGUCCAGUUUCCCCGGGACUGUUUGUCUGGAAUCGCUGACUGGAGUUCCAAUUUAUAGUCGUUCCAAUUCUGUGUGCCAGUACAAAUAAUGAGAUUGGAACAGUUUCCCUGAGAGUGGACCAAAGCUGGAGGCUUGGGAAAGAAGGGUCCAAUCAGUAUUCUCUUUAACAAUUGGACGUGCCCUGAAAUGCCUUCUUGACCUUGGAUUCACUGUAGAACCCCGGGCCGAAAACUGACAGCCCGGGCCCAUAAAUUGUCUUUAUGGCCUAGCCUUCAAGUUCUUGCCCCUUUCUGAAACUUCAUAAGCCGCCAAAAUGAUCUCCCGAUCCAGUUCCUCGUACCAGCCUUUAGAGAAGCAAAACCAAUCCAGCCGGAAGAACAGCAUUGAGGAGAGUGAAGGUCAUGAGCUGACCAGCAUAGCUGUGAUCUCCAGUCAUCCUCUACGUUCCAAUGCCCAUCCAACGGUUAAUACCACCGCUGUGUCCAGUGCCAACCAUCACCAUGACUUGGAUUUCACCAUGUUCAAGUCCGAAGAGAAGACCCAAUGGACCAACUUUCAUUUCGUGAUGUGCAUUGGCAUCAUCGGGUUCUUCGUGUUCUGGGUCAUCCUCCUGGGAAAAAUGUACCUGCCACCUGAGCUUCGCGUUUGGGGCCUGAUAUCUUCGGGCUGGAACGGGAUGGUCAAGUUCACUCUGGGGGAGAGUAAUGCGGCCAAUUCGACCUCGAACU
Messenger RNA from Tigriopus californicus, 1584 nucleotides. RefSeq lists its product as uncharacterized. The record is from RefSeq and is a predicted model, not a curated record. Lineage: Eukaryota; Metazoa; Arthropoda; Copepoda; Harpacticoida; Harpacticidae.